This is a messenger RNA of Ricinus communis (castor bean), 1516 nucleotides long. RefSeq names its product FHA domain-containing protein DDL. The transcript has 12 exons. Gene Ontology annotation, cellular component: nucleus. The coding region runs from base 191 to 1312 and encodes 373 amino acids. Gene Ontology annotation, molecular function: mRNA binding; protein binding. NCBI's taxonomy places the organism in Eukaryota, Viridiplantae, Streptophyta, Magnoliopsida, Malpighiales, Euphorbiaceae. The record is from RefSeq and is a predicted model, not a curated record.
CAAAUAACCAAAAUACCCUAAUACGAAGUUCCAUUUUACAGUUAAGAGGAUUACCUGUUUCCAGGUCCAUAUUUGAAAUCCAAUCGAUUUCUCAAAUUCUACUUUCAUUUUCUCAAUUCUCAGUUCUCUAUCACCCAAAAUUACAUAGGAAAAGAAAAACUCGAAAAGAGAACAACAAUCAAAUCAUAAAAUGACCAAUUACGAAGGAGGAAGAUACCAAAGAAACGGUACGGAUUUUGAUAACGGUAACUACGGCGGCGGCGGCGGCGGCUCCUCUCCUCCGCCUCGUGUUGAUGAUUACAGCGAUUCCAAAUCUCAGCACAGAUCUCGUGACCAUGAAAGAGAUUCUUCAAAAAGUAGGGAAAAGGAAAGAGAAAAGGGGCGAGAUAAGGAGAGGGGUCGAGACCGGGAUAGGGACAGGGAUAAGGAUCGUGAGCGGGUCAAGAAUAGGGAGAGAAGCAGGGAUAGAGAUAGGGAUAGGGAAAGGGAUCGAGACAAGGAUCGUGACCGUCACCAUAGGGAUCUUGAUCACCACAAAGAUCGUAGUGAGAUGGGGGAACGGGGAAGAUAUAGAGAUGAUGAUGAUUAUCAGCGAAGUCGAGACUACGAUAGGGACAGGCGAAGAGACAAUGAUCUAAAUAGGGAAGAGAAUGGGCGAUCAACUUCUCCAUCAGAUCACCAUCACAGGAGCAGACAUAGAUCUCGAUCACCAAGACAAGAUGCUGAUAGGAGAGAACGUGACGAGGUGACAAACACUAGGGGAAGUGAACAAUGGAACGAGGAUGAUGAUUCUUUGGCUAAGUUGAAAGCUGCUGAAGAGGCCUUGGAAGCAAAGCAAAAGCAACAACCUUCAUUUGAGCUAUCUGGAAAACUUGCUGCGGAAACCAAUAGAGUUAGAGGUGUUACACUACUGUUCAAUGAGCCUCCUGAAGCUAGCAAACCUAAUAUAAGAUGGCGGCUUUAUGUUUUUAAGGCUGGUGAAGUGUUGAAUGAGCCCCUUUACAUACAUCGCCAGAGCUGUUACCUUUUUGGGAGAGAAAGAAGGGUUGCAGAUAUUCCUACAGACCACCCAUCCUGUAGCAAGCAACACGCAGUCAUUCAAUUCAGGCGAGUGGAGAAGGAGGAGCCUGAUGGUACCAUAUCUAUGCAAGUAAGGCCUUAUAUAAUGGAUCUUGGAAGCACAAACAAAACUUUUAUUAAUGAUAACCCCAUUGAACCUCAACGUUAUUAUGAGCUUUUUGAAAAAGACACAAUUAAAUUUGGCAAUAGUAGCCGAGAGUAUGUACUAUUGCACGAGAACUCCGCAACCUGAUCGGCAUCAAUUUGUAUUUCCAGUAUGUUUUUCCAUCUUCACUGUGGAGUAGUUUUAGCAACAUUUUGCUUUUUUCCUGAUAAUUAAAAUACCUUGCUUUUUCCCAUAAUGUUCAUUUUGCCUUUAAUCGAAAUGAAGAAAUCUUGUAUCAAAUGCAAUCAUCCUUUUGCUUCAUGUUUCUUAAUGCUCCUCUGUCUUUCUGUC